UCCCCGCUCUCACGACUCCGCCCCGCCCCACCCAGGCCGCUCCGAACCGUACAAGGCGCAGCCGCUCGGGUCGGUGCGGAGUUUCCUGCGGGGUUCCGCGGUCCUGCCCUGCCCUGCCCCGCCCCGCUUGGUUCCCGGUGCUCCCGGUCCCGCCAUGGCGCUGAGGAGUGGUGUCCCGCCGGGCCGGCGCCUUCCCGCAGUUAAAGCUGGAGGCAUGAGAAUAUCUAAAAAGCAAGAAAAUGGACCUGUUGAGAAAAAUGCUAAACCUUCAGGAAAAGAAAAGUCAAGGUAUUACAAUGCAGAGCCUGUUCACCCCUGCCCUGUAGUUCCAGUUCAUAGUGCUAUUGUCAGUUUUGCAAAACCUCAGAACAUGGGUGUCUUGGUAGCAGAAGCACUGAACAAAAUGAGCCACAAAAUCCAUGCAGCAGCAUUACAAGUGGCUCACCAAAAGCCACAGCCUACCCUGGAGAAGUUCAUACUGCCUAAAAGAAUUUACAUUAUUCAACAGCCACGGAAAUGUUAAGAUAAUCAUUUAAAUACUCAUGUUUACUUAAAAGUGAGUUUCUAUUCUAUAUAGCACUUAGCACACUAUGGUGAAGUGCUCAAAAGCUGUGUGCCUUGUAUCUUGCUGUGUUUCUGUUACUGACAAUAAAAUAUAAGAAGAGUUACUAAA
Messenger RNA from Prinia subflava (tawny-flanked prinia), 673 nucleotides. It is a transcript of the gene DAPL1, whose product is annotated as death associated protein like 1. The record is from RefSeq and is a predicted model, not a curated record. Bases 155 to 523 code for a protein of 122 amino acids. Gene Ontology annotation, molecular function: death domain binding. NCBI's taxonomy places the organism in Eukaryota, Metazoa, Chordata, Aves, Passeriformes, Cisticolidae. Gene Ontology annotation, biological process: negative regulation of autophagy; apoptotic signaling pathway; cellular response to amino acid starvation. The transcript has 4 exons.